GAUGCCCCAUUGUGCUCUAGGUUGCUUUUAAAGAUUGUGGCAAUUGUGUGAUAGUUUGUGUUUGUUUGAUGCUGUUUGUUGCGUGGUCUUCUGUGUUUGUGUUUGUUUGAUGCUGUUUGUUGCGUGGGCGGCUGUGUUUGUUCAGGCCCAUGUAUCGCCUACCGAGAAACGGGUGAAAGGUCUUUUUUUUGUCAGUGGAAUUUUACUCAACAUUGGAAACAGUCAAUACAAACCAGAUGUGUGUUCCUCAGACGUACCCUCCUUUCCCUCCCUCUUGUUCCCCCCGACUCAAUAUCCUCCACUUCUCCCCUGCUCCCUCUUUCAUAACCUCUCCGGUGACCAGUGUCUAGAGAUGGAGCGCUCUCUUCUCCUGCUCGCCCUGUGGGCUCUUGCCAGCAUCCCAGCUUUUCUGCUCGCAGCGGAGGAGUGUCCAGAGAGGAUUCUGGGUAAUGAGAGGAUGCGCACCUGUCCAAGAAACUGCAAACAAGACAAAGACUGUGGCGCUAAGCGCCAGUGCCUGUGUGACGGUCAAUGUGGACUCAGCUGUGUGGUGCCAAGCCGUACCUGUCCCUGGCCCCUGGCCCCUGGGAAUAACUCCGAGGUCCUCCUGCUCUCGCCCACACCCUCCUUCUCUGCUCUCCUGGAGAUCCGAUGCCUCCCAGGAUACACCAUGUUCAAUGGCCUGGAUGCUGCCAUUCGUCGUUGCCAGGGUGACCGUCAGUGGAGUGGAGAUGAGCCUGUGUGCACAGCCGUCCCUUCAACACCUCCCCCUUUGGUUGAUGCUGGCCCGGUGCUGUCCUGUGAGCUGCCAGAGCCAGAUGUCAGCUUAGUCAUAGUGGAGGGAGAAGCAGCAGUAGGCGCCUCCAUACGCUAUAGUUGCCCCGCUGGAUAUGUGUUGGUUGGAAACAGUGAGAAUUUCUGUCAUUCUAACCAGACCUGGCAAGACCCUCAUCCCAUCUGUCAACGAAUGUUCUGCCCCCCUCCAGCGGAAGUAGAAAAUGGCUACCUUGUAGCAGUCCAAAGAAAGGAAUAUGAUGUAGAUGACACCAUCUAUUACCUGUGCAAGAAAACAUUCUCUCUAGAUGGGCCAAAUCGUGUCACCUGUUUGUCAAAUGGUACCUGGAGUACAAUCCCUUUUUGUCGAGCACGCUGUCCAAUUCCAGCUCAGCGUAGCAGGAUCAUAAUUGCUGGGCCUAAGCGCUGGCCGUAUGAUGUGACAGAUGGGGUCGUUCAACACGGGGAAAAUGUGACAUUUUUCUGCAAACACCCACGGAAACAGUGCAGCUACACUGCCAUGGAAACAUGCUUCGAUGGAAAGCUUCAAGCACCAAGCUGCUACAUGGAACCCACAUGGCUGCAGUACAAACUCUUCCCUCAUCGGCUUGUUUCAGAAAUUGACUCAUGUAGCCCUGCGGAUCUCAAUGACCUGUGACAUAACAAUACUCAUGGUAUUGGUUUAUAUUGCCCGACAUGUCCAGCCUGUGCAAACAGAAAAUCAAUAUGUUUACCUGCCUCUCACACUUGGGGAAAAUUACAAUGGGAUUGGGGAUGGGGGUGGGAAAAGCCCACCUAACAUAAGUUGAGAGGAUGAAUAACAUUUCUCACUGAUUUUUACACUUUUACACUGAUUUUCUGUAAUAAUAGCCUCCUCCAUAUAAAUGUAAUGUAAAAGUGUUGUUACAAAAAAUAUGUCAAUUGUUUACUCCAUUAAUGUGAUGUCUUUGAAUAUGUGUUUGUUUGGCAGUCUGAUCGCCUGUCAUCCUGUCUGACAUUGUUCUUAAACAGAAUUCGAAUUGUAUCUGUUGCAUAGGCCUACAUUUCAAUAACCUACAAUGACAACUCAAAUGCUUGAGGCUGUGUGUCAUGUGUACUUGUGGCGCAGAUUGGCCUUACACGACUCUGUUAGUCUCUAACAAUGUUUUUUGACUGGUCUAUAACCUACUUUAAGGUUUGAUGUCUUCAUAUGCCGUUACUUAUCUCACAUUAUAGCCUACACUACCAUUCAAGGUCUGUGUUACGUCUAGGACGCAUCAAGUUGGAAGCUUGAGAAUGUUGUGUAUUGAUAGAACACGUUUGCAAUAAACAACGAUGUCCAUA
Clupea harengus (Atlantic herring) is the source of this 2097-nucleotide messenger RNA. It is a transcript of the gene ntd5, whose product is annotated as ntl-dependent gene 5. The record is from RefSeq and is a predicted model, not a curated record. Lineage: Eukaryota; Metazoa; Chordata; Actinopteri; Clupeiformes; Clupeidae. Gene Ontology annotation, cellular component: extracellular region. Gene Ontology annotation, molecular function: peptidase inhibitor activity.